AUGGCCAAACAACACGGAGGAUAUGAGAAAGUUGGUUGCUUGGAGAAAGAUGUUAGAAAUUAUUUAGAUAAGGACCGUUGUUUGAAUUUAGAAUCAGGAGAUGCAAAUGCAAUGCUGGAGUAUUUUAUGCGUAUGCAAGAAGAAAAUUCAAGAUUCUUUUAUGCAUUUGAUUUGGAUGAUGAUGGUCAUGUAAAAAAUGUAUUUUGGGUGGAUGGAAAGGGUAGAGAUGAUUAUAAAGUGUUUGGAGAUGUGAUUUCCUUUGAUACUACAUAUAUCACAAACAAAUAUAAAAUACCAUUUGCUCCAUUCAUUGGUGUGAAUAAUCACUUUCAGUCAAGAUUAAUCGGUUGUGCAUUACUAGCAAAUGAGACCUCUGAGAGUUUCGAAUGGUUGAUGAAAACAUGGCUUAAGGCAAUAUGUGGGAAACCUCCAAAUCCAAUGAUAACUUACCAAGACAGAGCAAUGAAAGUGGCUAUUGAAGAGGUAUUUCCAAAUACCCGACAUCGUUUUUGUCUUUGGCAUAUACUUAGAAAGGUGCCUGAGAAGCUUGGUCAUGUAAUAAGAAAUAAUGAAGAUUUCAUGGGAUAUUUUGACGCAUGCAUAUACAAGUCUCUGUCAAUACAACAGUUUGAAGUUAAUUGGGCAGAAAUGAUACCUUUUUCGCUGGCAUGUCAACAACUCAAAGAUUAG
This is a messenger RNA of Medicago truncatula (barrel medic), 690 nucleotides long. Its product is annotated as protein FAR-RED IMPAIRED RESPONSE 1-like. The record is from RefSeq and is a predicted model, not a curated record. The coding region runs from base 1 to 690 and encodes 229 amino acids. Lineage: Eukaryota; Viridiplantae; Streptophyta; Magnoliopsida; Fabales; Fabaceae. The transcript has 2 exons.